UGACAAGCCAAAAGCACAUGCAAUAUUGCAACUUUAUAGCUGUUGUCUAUAAACAAUGGAAUAGAUACAGUAUAUAUGUUGUGCAAAAUUUGUCGGGGAAGUCGCUGGGUUCACAUAGAGGUACGAGGAUCAGAUCCUCCUAUGAUACCUCGCCAUUAACAACAGAGGCUGAGUUAUGCCCUUGCCUGAUCAUUCCCCUACCAUGACGGACGAACCAACUCUUACACGCUGGAAAUUUGAGGAUUUUGAGGAAGCCUAUGACGCAAAAUUUGGAAGAAGAAAGGGGGAUGUUAAGGAGAAUGGGCAUUCUCAAAGUGCAAGAGAGCAGAGUCAGGAGAAUUUUAGCCAAGGGAGUGUUGUUGGAAAUGGAAAUAACAGAAAUACUGCAAGUUUGGCUGUGUACGAGCAGUAUUUGCCUCGGGAAAAUAAUGGAGUGGAUAUUGCUGGUGUGGCAACAGAGAGAUCAAUGGAGAAACCGCAGAAGGGACUGUUGCCAGCAUUUGAUUCUGUUGAAAUGCGUACAUUGGCAGAAAGUAUCAGCCGGGAUAUUCUUCGGGGGAAUCCCGAUGUUCAGUGGGACAGCAUAAAGGGCUUAGAGAAUGCUAAACGACUUCUUAAAGAAGCAGUUGUCAUGCCUAUUAAGUAUCCUAAGUAUUUUACUGGCCUUCUAUCACCUUGGAAAGGAAUUCUAUUAUUUGGUCCACCUGGAACAGGAAAGACAAUGCUUGCCAAGGCAGUGGCGACGGAGUGUAAAACAACAUUUUUCAACAUAUCUGCUUCAUCCAUCGUUAGCAAGUGGCGUGGCAUCAAAUGGAGACCUCGGAGUUGGAAAAUCAAGCCAGAUCAAGGACGGUCUCCUCCAAGAAGAUCGAGCAAGGAUAAGGGCGACCUCCUCCAGUCUAGCAUCGACAAGGACGACCUUCUUCCGUCAAACAUCAUCAGGAAUGGCCUUCUCCAAUCCAACAUUCCAAGGCGAGGGGACUCAGAAAAACUUGUUAAAGUGCUUUUUGAGGUUGCAAGGCAUCAUGCACCAUCAACAAUUUUCUUGGAUGAAAUUGAUGCCAUAAUUGGCCAACGUGGUGAAGGACGCAGUGAACAUGAAGCAAGCAGACGGUUGAAAACUGAGCUGCUUAUCCAGAUGGAUGGUUUAAUGCAAACAAAUGAUCUUGUCUUUGUCUUGGCGGCCACGAAUUUGCCAUGGGAGCUAGAUGCUGCCAUGCUUCGACGGCUCGAGAAACGUAUUCUUGUUCCUCUUCCGGACCUUGAAGCACGUCGAGCCAUGUUUAAAGAACUCUUGCCUUUGCAACCUGAUCAUGAGCUCCCAUAUGAUUUUAUGGUUGAGAGCACAGAAGGUUAUUCUGGUUCAGAUAUUCGUUUGGUUUGCAAGGAGGCUGCUAUGCGACCACUCAGGAGAUUAAUGGUCAAGCUUGAAGAAAGUGAUGCAACUCAGUUACCAGAAGAAGAGUUGCCAAGUGUUGGUCCUGUCACAUGUGAUGAUGUUACCAUGGCUCUUAAAGUUACGAGGCCCUCAGCCCAUCUGCUUGCCCAUCGUUACCAAAACUUCAAUGAUGAGUAUGGUAGCCAGGCAAUAUUUUGAUCAUCUGUUUGCAUGUAGUAAAUGUGAGGUGGCAUUUAACACCAGGGCAAAUCAUUUUUGAAAUUAAGCAUUGAUUGUAUGGACUUAGAGUACUACGUUCUUUCAUUUUUUGUAAACUCUACCUGUAAUAUUAAUUGCCAUGUUCAAUUUAAAGCUGGAGAAAAACAAUUUAAAGAGCUCUUUGAGAGGUGGAAAUAAUCUUUAGCUGCCUUUGCUUUGUGAAACAGAGAUGGGAUGAUAAAUACCCUAAAUCAUUCUUUAUUUAUUUAAUUUAAUCUUUUGUUGUUGUCGUUCA
Cryptomeria japonica (Japanese cedar) is the source of this 1892-nucleotide messenger RNA. RefSeq lists its product as uncharacterized. Bases 176 to 1597 code for a protein of 473 amino acids. Gene Ontology annotation, molecular function: ATP hydrolysis activity; ATP binding. The record is from RefSeq and is a predicted model, not a curated record. The transcript has 12 exons. NCBI's taxonomy places the organism in Eukaryota, Viridiplantae, Streptophyta, Pinopsida, Cupressales, Cupressaceae.